AUGUCUUCGUACGAUUCGAGGUUGAAGGAUCUUGACCAAGUGUUAGAAUCAGAAGUGAUCGAUCUAUCAAAAUUGAGGGAGUUCUGUUUCAACGGUAUUCCUGACGUUAAAGGUUACAGGUCGUUAUGUUGGAGGUUGUUGCUAAAUUACUUACCAUGCGAUAGAAAUAAAUGGGAUGAACAGCUAGACCAUCAUAGAAAACUAUACCAGCAGUGGUUAGAUGAAAUAUUAGUCACUCCGGGUUCAAUCGACAAUGAAGAAUGUGAUCAUCCAUUGAGUGAGGAUCCCAACAGCAAGUGGAACACAUUUUUUAAAGAUAAUCAAGCUCUUACACAAAUAGAUAAAGAUGUCAGGCGAUUACAUCCUGAAUUAUCUUUCUUCCAACAAGCAACUGAUUAUCCAUUACCUAUUGUUGUAUACAGUUGCGGUACUAAACGAUUGAACAGAAGAGUGGGUAUGCAUUUUCUAAAUAGUGCAAAUGUUGUACGAAAAGGUCUUGGUAUUGUUAAAAUAUCACAAAAAUCCGAACAAACUAGUACCUCUGAAUUCAAGCCACUGGAAGAAGGUUCUGAAGCCCAUUGGGAGGUGGUGGAAAGGAUAUUGUUUGUUUACUGCAAAUUAAAUCCUGGACAGGGUUAUGUACAAGGAAUGAAUGAAAUAAUUGGUCCAAUUUAUUAUUGUUUUGCUACUGAUCCAAUUAUUAAAAUGAAAGAGCAUGCCGAGGCUGACUGUUUUUUUGUCUUUACUAAUCUUAUGUCAGAAAUUCGUGAUUUUUUCAUAAAGACAUUAGAUGAAACAGAUACUGGAAUUGUUAACAUGAUGCGUAAAGUAACAGACAGGCUGAAAGAAAAUGAUCCAGUUGUCCAUAGCUAUUUAGUCAAAAAUGAAAUUUAUCCACAGUACUAUAGUUUUAGAUGGUUAACUCUGUUAUUGUCUCAAGAAUUUUCACUGCCAGAAGUCUUAAGGAUAUGGGAUUCACUGUUUUCUGAUUCACAGCGAUUUUCAUUUCUCAUUGAUAUAUGCUGUGCAAUGAUUGUUUUAAUCAGAGAUCAAAUACUGGCAGGAGAUUUUUCGACAAUCGUCAAACUAUUGCAAAAUUAUCCUAAUGUUGAAACUCGUGUUAUUUUGAAUAAAGCUGCAGAAUUAAGUGUUAAGAACAGAGAUGAGGAAUCAAGUGGAAUAUGA
This is a messenger RNA of Macrosiphum euphorbiae (potato aphid), 1185 nucleotides long. NCBI's taxonomy places the organism in Eukaryota, Metazoa, Arthropoda, Insecta, Hemiptera, Aphididae. The record is from the annotation of a GenBank genome assembly.